Cotesia congregata is the source of this 648-nucleotide messenger RNA. The record is from the annotation of a GenBank genome assembly. Lineage: Eukaryota; Metazoa; Arthropoda; Insecta; Hymenoptera; Braconidae.
AUGUGGAUUAUUCUGAUUUUUUCCUGCCUAACUUCUGGCGCAUUUGCUCAAUAUCAAUCAAUAGCAUCAUCCUGCAGUAAAGCUUCUUCGAGAGCAUCAGCUUCAACUUACACGAAGCCACCUCUUGUGACUAAGGGUCAUUGUCCUGUAAUAGCUACCGAUCCAGUUGACUUCACCAGGCAUUGUGGAAUAUGGUACGAAGUCCAACGCAGCGCUAAUAGCUACGACAGUGUGGAUCAAUGUCAAAAAAUGCUGUGGGGUAAACCAGUUAACAAUGUUUCACGAAUCAUAACCAAGAGUUCUUCUACUUCGGGGUCCUUCACUUCAACAACGACUGCCCAUGUAACGCAAAAUGAUGCAGGAACGGGUUUUUCCUACCGGCUUCCAACAAUGGGCGAGGUUCCUAAACAAUACUAUGCUGUUGGUUUCAAUUACGUAGAUUACACGAUAGUCUGGGCGUGCGAGAAUCGCGGAAACGGACACGUUGAACAGGCCUGGGUGUUUUCACGAGAACCAGCACAGCCUUAUAAUAUCAAUGCGUUGAUGAAAGACGCAUUUGCGAGAUAUAAUCUCACAAUCCCAGAAAUGGUAAAGAAUGAUCUUGCAGGGUGUUGCCAAAUUUAUUCUUCUUUCGAUUUUGAUAGUUAA